CGCCCCCUGGCCGAGGGCCACUUCCGUUCGGGUAAGAUGUCGGCUGCCAUCGCUGCCCUCGCGUCAUACGGGGGCUCGGACUCCGAGUCCGAUUCGGGGUCGGAUGCUGAAGGCAGGCCCAGCCUCUCCGCUCAGGUCGCCGGCGCCGACGCGGUGCUUCACCUGGCGCCGCCGCCCUCUGCGCAACAAGUGCUACUACCCGUGGUGGACUCGGCCCCGGCGGUGUCCGUGAAGGAAGAUGUGGAAACAGGGGUUCAUCUUGAUCCAACCACCAAGGAAGUUCAGUAUAAUCCAAGGUAUGACACCAUGUUUGCACCAGAGUUUGGGCCAGUCAAUCCAUUUAGGACUCAACAGAUGGCAGCUCCCAGGAACAUGCUUUCUGGAUACACAGAACCAGCACAUAUUAAUGAUUUCAUGUUUGAACAACAGAGAAGAACAUUUGCAACUUACGGAUAUGCACUAGAUCCUUCGAUAGAUAAUUAUGAAGUUUCUACUAAAUAUAUUGGAUCUGUAGAAGAAGCAGAAAAAAAUCAAGGUUUAACUGUGUUUGAAACAGGACAAAAGAAAAUGGAGAAAAGGAAAAAAUUCAAAGAGAAUGAUGCAUCUAAUAUAGAUGGCUUCUUGGGACCUUGGGCAAAAUAUGUUGAUGAAAAGGAGGUUGCAAAACCUUCAGAAGAAGAACAGAGGGAACUGGAUGAAAUAACUGCAAAAAGGCAGAAGAAGGGCAAACAUGAAGAUGAUAAACCUGGAGAAGAAAAGACAGUUUUGCAUGUCAAAGAGAUGUAUGACUAUCAAGGGAGGUCCUACCUUCAUGUUCCUCAGGAUGUUGGUGUUAACCUACGUUCAACAGUACCCCCUGAAAAGUGUUACCUUCCUAAGAAACAAAUCCAUGUAUGGUCAGGUCAUACAAAGGGAGUCAGUGCUGUCAGACUGUUUCCUCUUUCUGGCCAUCUGCUCUUAUCUUGUUCCAUGGACUGUAAAAUUAAGCUCUGGGAAGUGUAUGGUGAACGAAGAUGUUUGAGAACAUUCAUUGGGCACAGUAAAGCUGUUAGAGAUAUAUGCUUUAACAAUGCUGGGAACCAAUUCCUCAGUGCUGCAUAUGACCGGUAUCUCAAACUGUGGGACACUGAAACAGGACAGUGUAUUUCAAGAUUUACCAACAGAAAAGUUCCUUACUGUGUCAAAUUCAAUCCUGAUGAAGAUAAACAGAAUCUUUUUGUAGCAGGAAUGUCAGAUAAGAAAAUUGUGCAGUGGGAUAUUCGAAGUGGAGAAAUUGUUCAGGAGUAUGAUAGACAUUUGGGGGCUGUCAACACCAUUGUUUUUGUGGAUGAGAACCGAAGAUUUGUAAGUACAUCGGAUGACAAGAGUUUAAGAGUCUGGGAAUGGGACAUUCCAGUAGAUUUUAAGUACAUAGCAGAGCCAAGUAUGCACUCAAUGCCAGCAGUGACUUUAUCUCCAAAUGGAAAAUGGCUUGCCUGUCAGUCAAUGGACAAUCAGAUUUUGAUUUUUGGAGCUCAAAACAGAUUCAGGCUAAACAAAAAGAAAAUCUUCAAAGGUCAUAUGGUGGCAGGCUAUGCUUGCCAGGUAGAUUUUUCACCUGAUAUGAGCUAUGUGAUCUCAGGUGAUGCAGAUGGAAAGUUAAAUAUCUGGGACUGGAAGACAACAAAACUCUAUAGUAGAUUAAAAGCCCAUGACAAAGUUUGCAUUGGUGCAGUGUGGCACCCACAUGAAACAUCCAAAGUGAUCACUUGUGGAUGGGAUGGUCUCAUUAAACUCUGGGAUUGAAGGCUGAACUAUAGAAGUGUUAUCUCUAAUCAGGCAGUUAAUAUCUGAUACUUCAGGAUCCAUACUCUGCAACAAAUGGGGUCUGAAACAAGGACAUUAAUACAGCUGAUUCAGGUACUUCAGUAUUAUUGUGCGCAUAGCACAUUGGAAAGUCAGAAGUCUGAAAUGUUUCCGUACAGCAAAUCACUGCACAAAUUGACUAAAUAUGCUAGUCCUUCCAGAAAUUAAAAGAAUUAAAAGAAAAUGGAGAGAUGUUCAUGCAACUUUUUUUUUUAUGGAACUGAAGCCAAAGCCUCACAAGGUUCAUUCUGCUUUCUAAGUGCACAGUUUGGAAGAAAAAUACUUAAAUGUUAACUUAAUAUUAAUGUAUUAAGGAUUUUUUAAAACUUGCUGGGAAUCUUCAACAGUUCCUAAAUACAACAGGAUAUUGUUUCCAUGCAUAUUUUCUAAAAAUUGCUACUAAGAACUUUUUGGGGGAGCGGGGAAGGAUUUCAUAAAAAAUGUUAGUCAAAUGGAAAUACCUGUCUUUACAAAGAUGUAAAUAAAUUGCAGCCCCAGUUCUAUUUUCUUGGAGGAAGAAAAUGUUGCUUUCUCCAGUCCUUCAGCACAGAUAUAGAACCAAACC
Python bivittatus (Burmese python) is the source of this 2410-nucleotide messenger RNA. RefSeq names its product cell division cycle 40 (gene CDC40). Gene Ontology annotation, biological process: mRNA splicing, via spliceosome. The record is from RefSeq and is a predicted model, not a curated record. Gene Ontology annotation, molecular function: mRNA binding; protein binding. Lineage: Eukaryota; Metazoa; Chordata; Lepidosauria; Squamata; Pythonidae. Gene Ontology annotation, cellular component: catalytic step 2 spliceosome.